Messenger RNA from Ictidomys tridecemlineatus (thirteen-lined ground squirrel), 5116 nucleotides. The record is from RefSeq and is a predicted model, not a curated record. Lineage: Eukaryota; Metazoa; Chordata; Mammalia; Rodentia; Sciuridae.
AGUUCCUACAACAUGGCAGACAUUGACAACAAAGAACAGUCUGAACUUGAUCAAGAUUUGGAUGAUGUUGAAGAAGUAGAAGAAGAAGAAACUGGUGAAGAAACAAAAAUCAAAGCGCGUCAGCUGACUGUUCAGAUGAUGCAAAAUCCUCAGAUUCUUGCAGCUCUUCAAGAAAGACUUGAUGGUCUGGUAGAAACACCAACAGGAUACAUUGAAAGCUUGCCUAGGGUAGUUAAAAGACGAGUGAAUGCUCUCAAAAACCUUCAAGUUAAAUGUGCACAGAUAGAAGCCAAAUUCUAUGAGGAAGUUCAUGAUCUUGAAAGGAAGUAUGCUGUUCUCUAUCAGCCUCUAUUUGAUAAGCGAUUUGAGAUCAUUAAUGCAAUUUAUGAACCUACAGAAGAAGAAUGUGAAUGGAAACCAGAUGAAGAAGAGGAAAUUUCGGAGGAGCUGAAAGAAAAGGCCAAGAUAGAAGAUGAGAAAAAGGAUGAAGAAAAAGAAGACCCUAAAGGAAUUCCUGAAUUUUGGUUGACUGUUUUUAAGAAUGUUGACUUGCUCAGUGACAUGGUUCAGGAACAUGACGAACCUAUUCUGAAGCACUUGAAAGAUAUUAAAGUGAAGUUCUCAGAUGCUGGCCAGCCUAUGUUUAUCUUAGAAUUUCACUUUGAACCCAAUGAAUAUUUCACAAAUGAAGUGUUGACAAAGACAUACAGGAUGAGGUCAGAACCAGACGAUUCUGAUCCCUUUUCUUUUGAUGGACCCGAAAUUAUGGGUUGUACAGGGUGCCAGAUAGAUUGGAAAAAAGGAAAGAAUGUCACUUUGAAAACUAUUAAGAAGAAGCAGAAACACAAGGGACGAGGGACAGUUCGUACCGUGACUAAAACAGUUUCCAAUGAUUCUUUCUUUAAUUUUUUUGCCCCUCCUGAAGUUCCUGACAGUGGAGAUCUGGAUGAUGAUGCUGAAGCUAUUCUUGCUGCAGACUUCGAAAUUGGUCACUUUUUACGUGAGCGUAUAAUCCCGAGAUCAGUGUUAUACUUCACUGGAGAAGCUAUUGAAGAUGAUGAUGAUGAUUAUGAUGAAGAAGGUGAAGAAGCGGAUGAGGAAGGGGAAGAAGAAGGAGAUGAGGAAAAUGAUCCAGACUAUGACUCGAAGAAGGAUCAAAACCCAGCAGAGUGCAAGCAACAGUGAAGCAGGAUGUAUGUGGCCUUGAGGAUAACCUGCACUGAUCUACCUUCUGCUUUCCUGGAAAGGAUGAAUUUACAUCAUUUGACGAGCCUAUUUCAAGUUUUUGUUGUUUGCUUGUUUUUGUUUUUGCAGCCUAAAAUAAAAAUGUCAAAUAUAAUUUUAGUUCUCACAAGAUAAUGUCUUAAUUUUGUACUAAUUCAGGUUAGUCCCAGAGGCUUGGAUUAAGGGUUGUGCCCAGUUUACCAUAUUAUUGACGGAAAGCAUGCCAGCUUCAUAAGCAAGUGGAAGGGGAAAAAAAAAAAAAGACUCUUAAUGAUGUGAUAUAGUUUUAAAAAGCAAAAGAGUUAUAUUUCAUUUCCUUUGGGCUAGAACCAAAGCCCUAAGCCUGUAUGGUUUAUUCUAAUUCUUAUUGCUUUAGUAUGUCAUUUACCCAUGCUUCUGUUUACUGUGUAUUAAAAUGGGUAGUACUGUUUACUUAACUACCUCACAGAUGUGAUAAGGCAUAUUAAGUUAAAUUUCAUGAGCUGUUUCUCAGCCUUUUUAAAAGCUUAAAAAUUUGGGCCUGUUUUGUACCACAAGUGUGAUAUUUGGCAUUUUUUUUUUCAUACCAGGCUUCUGUAAUUAACUGGAAAACGAAGUGAAAACACUUCUCUUCUGGAUCUGGCCAGACAACACUCUUUCAGAUCUGUGCAUGGCCCCUAUUUUAAUGAAAAUUGGAUGGGAUGAGUGAACUAUUCAGUAGGUCCAAGGAUUUUUUUCCAGGGUAUCAGAUGACCAUAAUAACAAAAUACUAUAGAGAUCAUGGGACUAAAGUGGUAAUAAGACCAUUUGGGAAAGGGGAAUGCAAUUAAAUUUGAGACUAUAGAGCCACAUUUAAAAUACCUCAGGCUUAUUACUGUUAAUUUUGGGGGGUGAACUUUUGGUUUGACAGUGAGGGUGAACUAAAUGAAUUGUAACAACAGGAGGGUUUGAGUUUCUGCUGUUAAUAAAAUUACAUUAAGUUCACUUUUAGAAGUAAUAGUUUUCUUUUGAAAAUUUAGUAUUAAGGUUUUAGAAUGUGAAGACAUUUUAUUAUUUGUAUAGAAUUAUCCAUGCCUAUUCCUGAGAUGUUUAACUAACUACUGGAAAUCCUUAACCAAUUAUAAUAGUUUUUUUCCUUCAUUUUCAAAAUGAUUUUGAUUGCUUUGACUUAGAUAGUCUGUAAUUUUUUUUAACCAUAAUCUAAACACAAGCUUUUUCUGAACUUAAAAAUUUUGAUCUAAAGAUAGAAUCCCAUUUUUAAUGAAUUGAAAGAAGCAACAAAAUCACUAUUUUUGUUUUGUUCCUUUAGGAAACAGCUAUGCCAAAGUGAAAAGAUAGUAAUACUUUAUCUUGUUAAAUAAUCGGUGUGGUCUGCACAGGAAUUGUUUUCUUUAUAAAAUUGGAGUUUCAGGGAAUGUCAGUGUUCAUUUAUGCCAUUUCUUCAGUUCCAAAGUGGUUUUAUUCCAUUCUAGAAAUUUGAAAUAUGUAAUUUGAAAUCCUUAAUAAAACUUGGAAUUAAUUUUAUAAAAUAUACUGGUGAUAUUUGGAUUUUUUAAAAACACAUGAAUAUACUUUUUUAAACAUUGGAAAACGGAUAUCUAGAUCAGGCUGUUCUGUGCUUAGUCCGCUGUGACCUGUAAAUCUGUAACAGAGCCACCUCCCUAGUCCUGUUAAAUAGAGUUAAUUUGAAAACUAGAAAGGAAUUCCAUAAUUCUGACAGAUUUUAUUGAAAAUGUAGCUACAGAUACUUUUGAGACACUUCAGAGUUUCUUUUUAUGUGCUUAAUUUUUGGUUUCCACUAACCAAUUCACUAUCAAGUUAGUUCUCUCUUUUUUUUUUCCUAUUAGAAAUGGUAAAAUCCCAUAAAAAAGCUUAUAAGACCUGUCAUGGUCAUUCAAGUAUGACAAGCAGAGAAAGAGUUGAUUAGUCGUUAGUUUAACCUGGAUGUCUGAAAGUCACGUCUGUGUAAUUUCUUAUUCUUUUAUAUAGAUUUAGUGAAGCAGUAUUUGUAAUACUCUUAUCUAGAUGUGAAAAUAUCUUAAUUGUUGGAAUUGGUGAGUUGGUACCUAAGAAAAAUGGGAUUCUACCUCUAUUUCCUUUUGAGCUCGUUUAACAACAAACAUGAAAGGGAGACAUCUUUGGUAGAAAUAUUUUUAUUUUUCUGUGAAUUUAGGUUAACAUAUAACUGAUGUAUGAUAAGGCCCCUGAGAUAACUGGAUUAACAGUGUUGAUAUUACUGCUGCUUGUAAGACAGUAUGAAUUUGUGGAUUUAUCUGAGUUGCUGACUAUUUCCAUUAUUAAAAAUGAAGAUAAAAACUAGAUUGUUUAUGAAAACCUUAUGCCAUGCAGAAAUGUUAAACUAAUGAAAAUAUCCUUUGCUGUGAUUUCAAGGCUUGGUUUAAAAUUUUAGUCCAUUUAUGGAUUUAAUCUUAGAAAGGUUUUUAGCCUUUUAUUUUUGACUAAGCCAAGCCAAAUGCUAUUUUAAAAUUAUGGAACAAAUAGUUAAGUAUAAGUUCUUUGUAGGAACUUUAGAAAAUAGAAAUAUAUAUGUAAUUCAGUUUUUAAAAAAAUCUGCAUUGUAAUAUACUUUAGCGCAAUGAGUGUUCAUAAUUAGGUAAUUUGCCACUUAAAAGCACUAAGUAAAUGUAAGUGAUAAUGGUGAAAUAAUACUGAAAUUAACUUAAUAAAUGUAUACUGGUAGUUUUUGUAUACUGAAUUAAAAAUCCAGAUAUUAAAAUAUAAACUGGAUUAAAAAAAAAAAAAAGGUUCUUGGACUGAUUAAGAUUCACCUGACCACCAUGUAAUUUUGGAGAAAUGGGAACAUUUUUAGUGUAUGAAAUUACUUUCUUUAAGGAGGAGUGUUCAUCCAUAGGAAAUUUUUAAUUUAUGUACUUAGUAUACUGUGUAUCUUGUGUUUCUUUAAUUUGACAUUCUGCUGUACUUUCAAAUUUAUCAGUUAAAUAAGUUUAAUGACUAAAAUUCUUUGGUAUAAAACAAGGGCAGGGGCUGGGGUUGUGGCUUAGUGGUAGACUGCUCACCUAGCACUUGUGAGGUACUGUGUUUGAUCCUCAGCACCACAUAAAAAUAAAUAAAACAGUAUUUAAAAAAAAGACACAAGGGCAUAACAAUUUAGAAAUAAAUUGCUGGCAGGAAAUAAGUCAUCUUAUUUAAAAAUUUUUCAUAUUAGAAAUAUCAUUCAUAGCUUUUGUUGAUCUUUUAAUUACCUGUUUUGAUUUUUAUUAUUUCAGAACUCUGUAGUAUUGCUUAAAAUAAAACCAAUGCUUUUUAAUUUCUCAUGUUUUACACCUAAAAGGAGGAGGAGGAAUUGGCAAUAAGCACUUCAAAAUGCAACUGCCAGAAGUUAACAGAUUUAAUGACAUUUCCAUGAUAAAGUUAGCGAGUUGUUGCUUUAAAAAAUUUAAUGAGGUUAUUCUGGUUUUUGCUAGAGUACUCAAAAUUUGUGUAAGUGUUUUUAGCAGAGAUUUCAAGAAUGAGUAGAAUUUUGUAAAGUGCAAUUCAGGUGGAGGAAUAAAAAAUGUGAUGAUUGUGUAAUCCUUCCAUUGGAAGGCAAGAACAUUCGCAGUCUACCCCAAGUUAUAUAUGACCCCAGAGUCAUAUAUUAAGAAAUUGAAAAGUAAGUAAACGGAUAUAAGGAAGGGAUGAAGAAGUUGUGAACAAGGUGGGAUUCCAGAGCUGUGACUCUCCUUAGUCAAGUUCCAGAUUGAUAUUUUAGGUUCUCUCUGAUUAAUGAUGUGAAUUACUUUUCCUUUAACUUUGAAAUUAUAAUAGUUGAAAGAAUUCUUGUAUAUUCUUAACUUUUGUUGAGUAUUCUCAUAUGCAUGGAUAUAUACUAUUUAUUUCCUGACAUGUUUGACAGAAAGCUGCAGACAUAAUAAACCAUUUACCUCCUCAA